Nannospalax galili (Upper Galilee mountains blind mole rat) is the source of this 2103-nucleotide messenger RNA. RefSeq names its product tyrosyl-DNA phosphodiesterase 1 (gene Tdp1). The record is from RefSeq and is a predicted model, not a curated record. Gene Ontology annotation, molecular function: double-stranded DNA binding; single-stranded DNA binding; 3'-tyrosyl-DNA phosphodiesterase activity. Gene Ontology annotation, biological process: single strand break repair; double-strand break repair. The transcript is spliced from 16 exons. The coding region runs from base 73 to 1893 and encodes 606 amino acids. NCBI's taxonomy places the organism in Eukaryota, Metazoa, Chordata, Mammalia, Rodentia, Spalacidae. Gene Ontology annotation, cellular component: nucleus.
UAUGCGCAUGCGCAGACGAGCCUCAGUGGCGAGCUUGCGGCGGCGGCGGCGGCCUCGCGAGCCAGAAGGAUAAUGUCUCAGGAAGGCAAUUAUGGGAGGUGGACAAUAUCCAGUAGUGACGAAAGUGAGGAUGAAAAGCCCAAAUCUGACAAGCCAUCAACAUCCUCUCUGCCCCAGGCUGGGCAGACAGCAUCGAGGGAGCCCACGUACACCUGCUCUGAGGCUCGCAAAGCUGCACACAAGAGACAGGUCUCACCUGUGAAAUUCAGCAACACAGAUUCAGAGUUAGCCCCUAAAAAGCAGAAGAGUGGUUCCCAGGAAGACUUGGGCUGGUGUCUGUCCAGCAGCGAUGAUGAACUACAACCAGAGACACAGCAGGAACUGCCUAAGGACAUCAUGGCUCAAGAGAAAAAAGAUGUCUCCUUACCCAGCAUGAGUACUGCCCAGAGAGCUGCCGAUCGGAGUCCUCCCGCCAGCCACAGGCCCCAAGGGCAAGAAGAGGAAUAUGAGACUUCGGGGGAAGGCCAGGACAUCUGGGACAUGCUGGAUAAAGGAAACCCCUUCCAGUUUUACCUCACUAGAGUCUCAGGGAUUAAGGCAAAGUACAAUUCCAAAGCCCUCCACAUCAAGGAUAUUUUAUCUCCUCUGUUUGGGACACUUGUUUCUUCAGCUCAGUUUAACUACUGCUUUGAUGUGGAUUGGCUCGUAAAGCAGUAUCCACCAGAAUUCAGAAAGAAGCCCAUCCUGCUCGUGCAUGGCGACAAGCGAGAAGCCAAAGCUCACCUACAUGCCCAGGCAAAGCCCUAUGCAAACAUUUCCCUCUGCCAGGCAAAGUUGGACAUCGCAUUUGGAACACAUCACACGAAAAUGAUGCUCUUGCUCUAUGAAGAAGGCCUCCGUGUGGUCAUACACACCUCCAACCUCAUCCGGGAAGACUGGCACCAGAAAACCCAAGGAAUAUGGUUGAGCCCCUUGUUCCCACGAAUUGACCAGGAAAACUACAAAUCUGGAGAAUCAAAAACCCACUUUAAAGCUGAUCUCAUCAGUUACUUGAUGGCAUAUAAUGCUCCUUCUCUCCAGGAGUGGAUAGAUACCAUCCAGGAACACGACCUCUCCGAAACCAAUGUUUACCUUAUUGGUUCAACACCAGGACGCUUUCAAGGAAGUCACAAAGAUAACUGGGGACAUUUUAGGCUAAGAAAGCUUUUGAAGGAGCAGGCUUCAUCUGUGCCUAAAGCCGAGUGCUGGCCUGUAGUGGGUCAGUUUUCAAGCAUUGGCUCCCUGGGGCCCGAUGAUUCUAAGUGGUUGUGCACUGAGUUCAAAGAAAGCUUGCUGGGGGAGGAUGGCAGGACUCCAGGAAAGAGCGCUGCCCCCCUUCAUCUGAUCUAUCCUUCUGUGGAAAAUGUGCGCACCAGCUUAGAAGGAUAUCCUGCCGGGGGCUCUCUUCCCUAUGGCAUCCAGACAGCUGAAAAGCAGAACUGGCUCCAUUCCUACUUUCACAAGUGGUCAGCAGAGACAUCUGGCCGCAGCAACGCCAUGCCACAUAUUAAGACGUACAUGAGGCCCUCGCCAGACUUCAGUAAACUUGCUUGGUUCCUUGUCACAAGUGCAAAUCUGUCCAAGGCUGCCUGGGGAGCAUUGGAGAAGAACGGCACCCAGCUGAUGGUCCGCUCCUACGAGCUCGGGGUCCUGUUCCUCCCUUCGGCAUUUGGCCUGGACAGCUUCAAAGUGAAGCAAAAGUUCUUCUCUGGCAGCCAUGAGCCAACAGCCUCCUUUCCUGUGCCUUAUGACCUGCCCCCAGAGCUCUACGGGAGUAAAGAUCGGCCGUGGAUUUGGAACAUUCCUUAUGUCAAAGCACCAGAUACCCAUGGGAACAUGUGGGUGCCCUCCUGAGACAAAGUACUGUGAACUUCGAGUGUAAAACAUUGAAUCUUCUUGUUGGUGCUAGAUGUUCACAGCCCUUAAAGUCUUCUUUGCACUGGUACAAAGCUCUUUGCAAAGGUCCCUCUCAGUUAUAUAUCUGAUGUCAGUGUCAACAUUCUCACCAAAAAAGUCUUAUUUUCUUAAUUCACUUAUAUGUUCUUGAAAGCAAACUAUUAAACU